Podospora pseudocomata is the source of this 908-nucleotide messenger RNA. It is a transcript of the gene RPS13, whose product is annotated as ribosomal 40S subunit protein S13. The transcript is spliced from 4 exons. Gene Ontology annotation, cellular component: ribosome; cytosolic small ribosomal subunit; nucleolus. The record is from RefSeq and is a predicted model, not a curated record. NCBI's taxonomy places the organism in Eukaryota, Fungi, Ascomycota, Sordariomycetes, Sordariales, Podosporaceae. Bases 220 to 675 code for a protein of 151 amino acids. Gene Ontology annotation, molecular function: small ribosomal subunit rRNA binding; structural constituent of ribosome. Gene Ontology annotation, biological process: translation.
CCCAGCGUCAGCUGUCUGGCCAAUCACAGUAUGACCCUAAGCUUGGCGGUCCCAAUUUUUCCGCCCACAGAGUCCGGAAUAUCCAUUCGGCCUGGGGUAAAUUUCACGAACGUCUGUUGAAACCUCUUCUUGAUUUUUGAGACCGACCAGCCAGCGCCAAAUCCGCCCAACGAACGAUCCGUCAACAGUCGAUCACCACCUCAAAAACCACCAGCCAAAAUGGGUCGUCUUCACUCCAAGGGAAAGGGCAUUUCUGCCUCCGCCAUCCCCUACUCCCGCAACCCCCCCGCCUGGCUCAAGACCACCCCCGAGCAGGUCGUUGAUCAGAUUUGCAAGCUCGCCAAGAAGGGUGCUACCCCCUCCCAGAUCGGUGUCAUCCUCCGUGACUCCCACGGCGUUGCCCAGACCAAGGUCGUUACUGGCAACAAGAUCCUCCGUAUCCUCAAGAGCAACGGCCUUGCCCCCGCUCUUCCUGAGGAUCUCUUCUCCCUGAUCAAGAAGGCUGUCGCUGUCCGCAAGCACCUUGAGCGCAACCGCAAGGACAAGGACGGCAAGUUCCGCCUUAUUCUCAUCGAGUCCCGUAUCCACCGUUUGGCCCGUUACUACAAGACCGUCGGUGUUCUCCCCCCCACCUGGAAGUACGAGUCCUCUACUGCCAGCACCCUCGUCGGUUAAGCGAUGAGACGGUGAUUACGGCCGAGCCGAGGAGAGUUGAACCUCUCGGUGAGGUGGUAUUGGGUGGUGAUAUGGAUCUCUUGGUUGGGAAAAUAACAAAUACCCCUUGUGUAUCUUUUGCAGGUUUGGUAAACCACACGGCCAUACGGAGUCGGGGAGUCACGGGGAAUGGAAAGGAAACUUGCAUUUCACGGCUAGAUCUUUUUAUACAAACUGCGAAUUGCACAGGAGGG